Molecule: messenger RNA, 1113 nt
Organism: Emiliania huxleyi CCMP1516
Lineage: Eukaryota; Haptophyta; Isochrysidales; Noelaerhabdaceae
Exons: 9
Coding region: 1-1113 (370 amino acids)
Source: RefSeq, a predicted model, not a curated record
AUGCUCAUCGGUCUCCGCUUCGACGCCACGCUGCCCGUGCGGCACCGGCAGCAGCUUGCGGCGGUCCCUCCGCCUCUCCUCAACGAGCAAGCAACCUGCGCCGAACUCGCCGCCUGGAUCGCCUCUGUCGCCGGCGUCGGCGUCGGCGGGUUGCCGGUCCUGUCCCUCGGUGGGCUGGUGGCGCCGCCGUCGCUUCCGGCGGCGCCCUUCCUCGCCCGCGCCGACGCGAGGGACCUCCUCAUCGACGUCCAUCCUCCGGACGACAACCUCUCGCUCCCAGCUGCGGCUGCCGCCUCCGCCGCCGCCGUCGCCGCCGUCGCCACCGCCGCCACCGCCGCCGGCGCCGGCGCCGAGGCUUCGCCGCAGGUGUCCGCGACGGCGGCGGCGUCGUCCAAGCGUGCGCGCCGCUCGUCGGCCGACGCCGCCGACGCGGGCGGAGCCUCAAAGGCCGCAGCCAAGGAGGAGCGGCGGAGGGCGCGCCGCCGGGAAAAGGAGGAGAAGGAGGCGAGGGAGGCGAGGGAGGCGAGGGAGGAGGCGAGGGGUCCGCCGCAGGGUCGCCGGCGUGUGGCGCGCUCACUCGCUGCGGCGGCGGCGCCUCCUCCUCCUCCUCCUCCUCCUCCUCCAACGCCGCUCGAGGCGCCGCCGCCGCUAGAGCGACCCUCGUUUGCAGUUACGGCGAAUCUCGGGGAAGCGAGGAGGACGAGGCUGGAGGACUGGAGGCGAGAGGACGAGUCGGAGGCAGCGGCUGCAGCUGCAGCAGCGGCGGCGGGCGAAGACGAGCAGUUCGGCAGCCUCCCCCACCUCUCGCCCUCAGAGGUAUUCGUCACUGUUACUCCACUGCACUGCUGCUCCGCUGUCUUCUUCUCCGCUGUCUCCACGCGGUGCUUUAGAGCGGGAUGUCAAACGGCGGUGCGGCAGCUCGAGUACUACUUCUCACCCGCCAACUUCGGCAGCCUCCCUCUCUCCGCUCCUGCCACAGGGCAGCACAGCGGCUUCAACCGCAUGCGCCGGCUCGAGAUGCCGAUCUCGGAAGUGGCGACCGCCGUCGUGUCGCUCUCGUCGGCGCUCGAGGUGGACGAGGCGCGGGAGAGGGUGCGGGCGGCGGCGCGGUGA